AUGUUUCAGAACCUCGGUACUGAUGCAUUUUCGGUGCGCAUGCGAUGUGUACACAAAAAGUCGCACACGGAAUUUGCUGUUAAGGUGAUUGAUAAAAGAAAGCGUGAUCCCACAGAAGAGGUUGACAUAUUGAAGCUUUAUUCGCAUCAUCCGAAUAUUGUGAAACUCUACGAUGUAUAUGAGGACAACUUGGACAUCUACUUGGUGGAGGAGCUGUGCCUGGGUGGUGAACUGUUGAGUACGAUCAUGUCUUUAAAGUAUUUCUCAGAACGUGAAGCUGCUGCUGUCAUGUUAAGACUCGCUAAUGCUAUUAGCUAUUUGCAUUCAAAUCAGGUACCUUUAUAUGACCACUUAAAAUUACUGCGCUGUCUUCGUUUCGCACUAUGCUGGCAAUGUCCAGUUGUGGUACUAAUUUAUCAUAUCCCACUUUUCCGCACACCAUGUCUUUAUGUCGGGUAA
Molecule: messenger RNA, 459 nt
Organism: Gongylonema pulchrum
Lineage: Eukaryota; Metazoa; Nematoda; Chromadorea; Rhabditida; Gongylonematidae
Source: the annotation of a GenBank genome assembly